Messenger RNA from Vicia faba (fava bean), 1434 nucleotides. NCBI's taxonomy places the organism in Eukaryota, Viridiplantae, Streptophyta, Magnoliopsida, Fabales, Fabaceae. The record is from the annotation of a GenBank genome assembly.
AUGGCACACCAAAACCCUCCCUCUUCAGAUCCAGAAGCUCCUGAAAUCACUCCAACACUUCCAACUAACCCUUCACACACAAGUUCCACUGCCAAAUAUGGACUUCAGAAACUGAAAAACAACUUGAUUUUCCGUUCUAAAUGGGCUGAACUUAAUGGUGCCAUGGGAGACCUUGGCACUUACAUACCCAUAAUCUUGGCUCUCACUCUUGCUAAGGACCUCAACCUUGGCACCACAUUGAUUUUCAAUGGUGUGUACAACAUCUUAACUGGUAUCAUUUAUGGGAUUCCUAUGCCUGUCCAGCCCAUGAAGUCAAUCGCCGCCGCGGCCUUAUCGGACAAAGAAUUCAACCUUCCAGAGAUAAUGACAGCCGGAAUCUUAACCGGCGGCGUGUUGUUCGUUCUUGGGAUCACAGGACUGAUGCAGCUAGUGUACAAGCUAAUUCCUUUAUCUGUUGUGAGAGGAAUUCAACUUGCACAAGGUUUGUCAUUUGCUUUAACUGCUGUUAAAUACGUUAGGAAAGUGCAAGAUCUUCCAAAGUCUAAAGCUUUGGGUCCAAGACCUUGGUUUGGUUUAGAUGGGUUGGUUCUAGCCAUUGUUUGUGCUUGUUUUAUUGUGAUUGUGAAUGGAGCUGGCGAAAAGAAUCGCGGUUGUUGCGGUGCUCCAGAAGAUGGUGGUUUGGAUGGACAAAGGAAUGGUGAAAGAAAAAGUAAGAUGAAUAGAUUGAGAAAGAUUGUGUUUUCACUUCCUUCUGCUUUUUUAGUUUUUGUGUUGGGAAUUGUUUUGGUGUUUAUAAGAAGACAUGAAGUUGUACAUGAAAUUAAAUUUGGACCCUCUUCAAUAGAAGUGAUGAAAUUCACAAAACAAGCAUGGAAGAAAGGUUUUAUCAAGGGUGCAAUUCCACAACUUCCAUUGUCCAUUUUGAAUUCUGUGAUAGCUGUUUGUAAAUUGUCAACAGAUCUUUUUCCGGAAAAGGAAUUUUCAGUUACUUCAAUUUCAGUGACAGUUGGGCUAAUGAAUUUGGUUGGUUCAUGGUUCGGCGCUAUGCCGACUUGUCAUGGUGCCGGUGGAUUAGCAGGACAGUAUAAAUUUGGUGGGAGGAGUGGAGGGUGUGUGGCACUUCUUGGUGUUGCGAAAUUGGUAUUGGGAUUGGUUUUAGGAACAUCUUUGGCGCAUAUAUUGAACAUGUUUCCUGUUGGGAUAUUAGGCGUGUUGCUUUUGUUUGCUGGCAUUGAACUUGCUAUGUGUGCUAGAGAUAUGAAUAGCAAAGAAGAUUCAUUUGUGGCACUUAUCUGUACUGCUGUUUCAUUGGUUGGAUCAAGUGCUGCUCUUGGAUUUUUGGUUGGGAUCAUUGUUUAUGUGAUGCUUAAGCUAAGGAAUUGGAGUAAUGAUAAACCACUUUCUACCAUUUGGAAUCAGAAAAGUCCUAACUAA